AUGAAAUUCGAUCAUGUCGUGGAAAAGCAACAAGAACGAAAAUUCACCGCUUGGUUGAAACUGCUCUUGAAUAAGUCCCCUGAGAUCCUAUCCAUACAGCAUGCCACAAAGCAUCGGCCUGGGGAACUAAAGUCUGCUUGUCUCUGGAGGAACAGUGCUUUCAAUAUCUGCUAUCUGGUCAGAUAUGAAGAUGGCUUACAUACCAUUGUCCGCUUUGCUGCUCUUAAAAAAGCUAUACUUUAUUGCAAAAAAGUUGAAAAUAAAGUUGCAACCAUGAAGUACCUUCGCUAUAUAAUAUUGAUACCUAUCCCCAAAUAUUUAGUUCUGGCAUCUCUGUGUCUAAGGCGAGCUUAUUGCGAAAUGGCCGCAAUUAUGUUAAAACUGUUAAGGCUUGAAUUUAAUGCGAUCGGCACCCUAACUGAGUAUAAGGGGCGUUUUAUCGUUGGAAGGCGACCACUUACCUUUAAUAUGAAUGAGUUGAUGGCAUCGGCAAAUAUGCCCGAGGAAGCUUUCCCUUCGCAUACCUUCAAGUCAGCCAUGGACUAUAUCAAAUCGCUUACUUUACAACAGAUUUUUAGCGAGAACUGCCAAGGGCCAUUUCGGCUUUAUUAUGAUGAUUUCUGCCCUUCAAAUAUCCUUAUUAAUAUUAAGAACCAUAGUAUCUCUGGAGUCAUUAAUUGGGAAUUCACACAUGUUGCACCUGCUGAAUUUUUAUGGAAACUCCGUAUAUUUCUGGAUGCACUACAUGAUUGCGAAGAUGAAUCAAUAGAACGACAAUACCUGUCCGAAUCACAGCGCCUUUCUCCGCCAAUGGAGCGUUCUAUGGAUACUGGAUUGUUCUGGGUGUGCUUGGCCGUGAGGUAUAGCUCCAUGUUCAAUGAUAUAUUUGGACAUUUAUCGAUCGGCCAACAUGAAAUCGACGACUUUGUCAAGUUGAAGACGCUCAAAUCAAACGAGGGUGGCGAAGAGAAUUUCAGGGAUUCAUUUCCCAUCGAUAAAUUGUAUGAUUUAUGA
This is a messenger RNA of Paecilomyces variotii, 1014 nucleotides long. Its product is annotated as phosphotransferase family protein. NCBI's taxonomy places the organism in Eukaryota, Fungi, Ascomycota, Eurotiomycetes, Eurotiales, Thermoascaceae. Bases 1 to 1014 code for a protein of 337 amino acids. The transcript is spliced from 5 exons. The record is from RefSeq and is a predicted model, not a curated record.